Messenger RNA from Mizuhopecten yessoensis (Yesso scallop), 1169 nucleotides. Its product is annotated as dormancy-associated protein 2-like. The transcript is spliced from 3 exons. The coding region runs from base 113 to 691 and encodes 192 amino acids. The record is from RefSeq and is a predicted model, not a curated record. Lineage: Eukaryota; Metazoa; Mollusca; Bivalvia; Pectinida; Pectinidae.
CUGUGUAUUGGUGGCCGGACUGUAGUAACUGGGUUAUAUAUAAGGGGGUGCUGACGACAACCAGGUAUACCCUCCUCAUCCACAGACAUCACCCGUCGAAAGAAUAUCCACCAUGAAAGCCGUGUUGUGUAUAGCUGUGUUGGUAGUAGUGAUGGCCCUGGCAGAGGCCGGCGGUUAUCGCCCGCCUAGGCCCAUGAUUAAGGGCAAACCCUGCUACAAGGGAGGUAAGGGUUGGCACAUGGGUGGCCACGGCGGCGGCUACCACCAAAUGGGCUACCCGUCUACCUACAGCUAUAGCUACCCCGCCUCUGGAGGAGCCUACUACGACAACUCCUACAUGGGUGGCGGAUCUUACAUGGGUGGCGGAUCCUACCUUGGCGGUGGUUCCACAUACGUCACUAGCGGACCCAGCUACAUCGGCGGUGGUGGUGGAAGUUACCUAAGCGGCGGCGGGUCCUACAUUGGUGGAGGCGGCGGGUCCUACAUUGGUGGAGGCGGCGGGUCUUACAUGGGUGGUGGCAGUUACUACCCCAGCGGCGGUGUAUCUUACGUAACCGGGGGAUAUCCCAGCACCUACAGCACAGGCGGCUACCCUUCCACUUACAGCACAGGCGGCUACCCCAGCACCUACAGCACAGGCGGCUACCCCUAUGCUGGAGGCAGCAGCUACCCCGCUACGUACCAGGGUUAAAACCAAAUAACAUCUUUUCCAUAUCACCAGUAAGCAUCAUUCGUUGUUGCGUCUGAUUUAGUUUUGAUCGUUAAACCGUUUGCACUAAGGGUCUUCUGAGACCUAAAUGUAAAAUAUGGAAGGAAAAAAAAAAUAUGGGACUCAAAUGGGGAUUUAAACUUUCUAUUGUAGACUCUUAUUGUAUAUCAGGGCCCUUGUGCUUGAAAUGCAAAAUUGAAAAAUAAAUAUAAAAAAAAGAUAUCUGUUUUGAAGUAAUGCUAAUUUUAAUUCUAGAUUCAAGUUGAGAGCAGACGUUUUGGUUGAGGUUGUGUGUUAGAUGUUAGAUGUUGUCCUGCAGUCGCACAUUAGUAACACUUCUGGUACUAUCAGUCUCUCCUCCGCUCUUUAUGACCCGCUGUUUGUCAGAGUUGGCGAAAGUCUGCUUUACCAAGAAACAUGUUAAGCGAUUUCAUUGUUAAUAAAAAUUAGUUGAACAAAA